UCAGAUGCUUUAUUAUGUGUAGGCCUGUGUGUACAAGAAGUUAAUAGUUGACGUUUACAAAUUAUGUCAAAUUCCGCACUUUCAUUGGGUUAUAGAAGACUUUUUUAUCUUGUUUUACCCAAUGAAACAUCAUAUGAAAAGCUGGAAGAUGUCCCAGGAUAUGUAGAACAGGCGUUCCCCUUCUUUGUCAGCCUUAUCAUCAUCGAGUGUCUUAUCCUCUUUCUUCAAGGGAGACCACUUCCUAGGGCAAAUGAUGGUAUGAGUUCAUUAAGUGCUGGGCUGGUUUCACUGCUACAUAGUUUGGUGUUUCGUCCAGUGGAGCUAUCUGCCUUUGUCUGGGCCUAUCAUCACUUUAACAUCAUCACACUACCCUGGAAUUCUCCAUAUACCUGGUGUCUCACCCUGACUGGGGUAGACUUUGCUUACUACUGGGUUCACAGGUUUGGGCAUGAAGUGAAUAUAAUUUGGGCAAGUCAUCAAACACAUCAUAGCUCACAGGACUACAACUUCACCACAGCUCUGCGCCAGUCAGCCUUCCAGAAGUACUUCUCAUGGGUGUUCUACAUGCCACUGGCUCUUUUUCUCCCACCAUCUAUCUUCCUGGUUCAUAUUCAGCUAAACCUUCUCUAUCAGUUCUGGGUACACACAGAGGUGGUGAAAAGUCUGGGUUUCCUUGAGUAUAUAAUCUGCACCCCCAGUCACCACCGUGUCCACCAUGGCAGGAAUCAGUACUGCAUUGACAAGAACUAUGGAGGUGUUCUGAUCAUAUGGGACAGGAUCUUUGGCACAUUUGAAGCAGAAAGACCUAAUGAAGAAAUAGCUUAUGGUUUAGUGCACAGUCUUAACUCCUGGAGUCUGCUGUACACACAGUUCUGUCACCUGAAGUAUAUACUCAGUAGACUGACAGAGGUAAAAAGUGUGUUUGAGGGGUUGGGGGUCCUGUUUAAGGGGCCUGGAUGGGCCCCAGGGAAACCCCGGCUUGGACUCCCUGAGGACAUUCCACAGGUAGAGUGUCCAGUUGAGAAGUACAAUGUUAGUAUUGCCAUGUGGCAUACUGUUUAUGUUUGGAGCCAUUUUGCUGUCUGCAUUCUCCUUUACCUCAUUUUGACAUCAAAUACAACUAGGCUGUCGGUGUUCAUGAUCUACAUAGGCCUGGUUUUCAUAGUUGUCUCCCUUACCUCAUUUGGCGCUCAGUAUGACAACAGGUGGUACGCUGGCUGGCUGGAAUGUGCCCGGUGUUCUGCUGCCCUACUCUAUCUCUGGAUUACCUGGUCUCAACUUUAUCUUGUGUACCCAUCAAUGGCCCUCCAAACUGUUCUUGUGCUCUAUCUAGUAUCAGCCAUUGCCUGGGGUGUAGUCAGCAUAACACAAGCAGCUCACAAAUCAUUACGUGGGAACAUUCCAAAGAAAUAUCUUUAACCUUGAGUUUAAUAUGCAGCUUUGGCACGUUAUCAGAUUUUCUAACUGUGUUUUGAAUUCCUUUUUUUUUUUAAAAGAGCAUAGUUUUAUUGAAUGUAUAUGAUAAAAAAUUUGAAAAUGCUUCUAAGUGAAAAGAGGUAGUAUGUGAUUAUCUGAUUGCUACCUCGUGCUAUACUCCAAAAGUUUGCACUAAUUUGACGACAGUCACAUUUAUGAGUGGAGCCGAUCAAAGCUCCAUGUUUAUAGCCUCACCCUUCACCAGGUACCUUGCAAACCCACAAUUAACCCCAUACCAGCUAGAGCUCUACUCUUGUGACUUGAUUGGUCAGAGUUAAGCAGAGUGUGAAUAUACAGAGGAAAAUCAGAACAGACUUAUUAAUGGUGGAGUAUUUGUUUUUAAUGUAAUAAUUUAAUGUUUGUUUUAUACUCUGUAAUUAAAGAUGUACACCAUAGAGCCCCAAAACGGGAGCAGUGAUGACAGUGUGAUAGCUGGUCACGCAUAACCUGUGAAAACCUGGUCUCUUGACAAUUUACCUCAGUCAGGGUUUUAUUUUAACUGUUCAUGUAAAUUCUUAAAUAGUAACCAAUUACACUCUGUGUCUUUUUGCCUGCCUGAAAAACUGCAAAAAAUUCUGUUUCUGAAUGCCUGUAUUGGUGUUCGGUGUUUGUUGUCAAAGCUUAGAAUGUGUUAUGUGUACAUUUUGAGUAUGUAUAUGUUAAAAAAAAAAACUUUAUUUAUACUGUGUGUAUAAAUUUUUUUACAUGUUUACAAAUUUGUGCAUUGCAAUUUCACAGUCAUCAGUCUGUCGGUUUUAUACAUUAUUUAAGUUUCUCAGCCUAAAUUAGUAUUUUUGAACAUAAACUUCUAUAUACUUUACAUGGGCCCUUGAACACUAUUAGAUGUGUUUAAUCUUGGAAUUGUCAUUGAGUCACAUAUUUUGUUAAACAAACAGCCACACUGGUAUAAAUGUGAUGAAUAUUUGUGAUAAUAUUAUAUUAUAUUAUAUUGAUUUUAUGUCAUAUGACAAUAUUUCUAACUAAAGUUUAAGAAUUUUCUGUUUAUGUUGGACAUCGUUUGGACAAUUCUGUUACCUCCUUGUGGAAUACUGGUAUGCCUCGAAGUUUGGAGACCUCGAAUGAAACCAGGGUCGGAAAAUAACAAAAGCCUUUAAAAAUGGUACUUCUUGCUGUCUCGCUUAGUACUCAUCACUUAGAGGUUAGGGCAGGGAAACAAGACUGGUUGGGUUGUCUUUUGUCUUCGCACAAUGCUUCAGUGGCGAAGACACUUUGGCGGCAUGGUUUGACUGGUCGGCCCGGUGUUAGUAUAAUGUGACUGG
Molecule: messenger RNA, 2756 nt
Organism: Liolophura sinensis
Lineage: Eukaryota; Metazoa; Mollusca; Polyplacophora; Chitonida; Chitonidae
Product: alkylglycerol monooxygenase-like
Exons: 11
Coding region: 64-1419 (451 amino acids)
Biological process (GO): lipid biosynthetic process
Cellular component (GO): endoplasmic reticulum
Molecular function (GO): glyceryl-ether monooxygenase activity; iron ion binding
Source: RefSeq, a predicted model, not a curated record